AUGGAUCAUAAUGAAAAAACAAUCAAUAAUACUGAAUCAGUUCAUUAUGUUACAAAUUAUGUAACAUUUCCAUCAAUUAAAGAUCCUAUUUAUCAUACAAGUCAACAAAAUAAUUACAUUCAUAAUAAUAAUGAUUAUUAUCGUAAUCUUCAUCAUCAUGAUCACUAUCAUCAUCUUCAUCAUCAUUAUGAACAUAAUCAUCUUGAUCCUUCUCAACAAAGACAUCAUUCAUCUUAUACAGAUGAACAACUAUUUCAAAUAAAUGAUACACCUUCAAUGACUACUACUAAUAAUACAACAUCAUAUAUGGAAGAUAUCAAUGAUAAUGAAUUAUCUUUUAAUCAUAAUGUAACUAAUGCUUCAGCAACUGCUACUGCAGCAGCUAUGGCAGCAGCAGCCGCAGCUGCCGCCGCUGCUGCAUCUGCUGUAGCAGUAACAACUGGAGUUGUUGUCACUUUACAUAAUACAGAUUAUUCUAUCAAUUCUUAUAUUCAUCAACCUAACUUAUCAUGUUCAUCAAAUUAUAAUUAUUAUCAAUAUUAUUUAAAUGAUCCACAAUAUCAACAUCAUCAUGAAUCCAUUGAUUUAUUCACAUUACAUCCUAAUCAUCCAAUACAACAACAACAACAACAAGAUAUUGAAGAUGUUAAUAACAGAAUUGAUACUACUAUUACACCUACUACUUCUAACAAUAAUCAUAGUAGUAAUGAUCCUUUAGUAGAUACAACAAAAUAUACUAUUCGACAUUCAAAUGAUAAUCGUCUGAAAUCACAAACAAAAUUAUCUAUUUCUGAUGAUAAUGAUGAUGAUGCUGAUGAAGAUGUAAAAUGUCGAAAUCAAAAUAUACUUAAAUCUGGUAUGUUAUGUCUUAUAUGUGAAGAUAAAGCAACAGGUAAACAUUAUGGUGCUUAUUCAUGUGAUGGAUGUAAAGGAUUUUUUCGACGUUCUGUACGUCGUAAACAUUCAUAUACAUGUCGUCAUAAGAAAAAUUGUAUUGUUACAAAAGAUAAACGUAAUCAAUGUAGAUUUUGUCGUUUUCGUAAAUGUUUUCGUGUUGGUAUGAAAGAAUCUGAACGUGAUAAAAUAAGUAAUCGUCCUACAACUUAUGAUCCUAAUUCAUCAAUUCAUUCAAGUAUAGAUUUACAAAAAUUAUUACAAGCUGAAGCAAUAGCUAAUUGUGCAAUUCAUCAAAAUUAUAUUAAUAUCACUAAAAAAUCAUCAGAUUUAUAUAAUGAACAAUCAAAUUAUAAAGAAUUAAAUGAAAAUAAUUUAGCUAAUAUUAAUGAUAUUUGUGAAUCAAUACGUACUCAAUUAAUAUUUUUAAUUGAAUGGGCUAAAAAUCUAUCCGUAUUCACAUCAUUAACAAUUAAUGAUCAAAUUGCAUUAUUACAAGCACAUGCUGGUGAAAUGCUUAUUCUUGGUGCUAUAUGGCGAUCAAUUACAUUAGGACCAACAUUGAAUAAAUCAAAUGAAUAUAAAAUAGAAAAAUCAAAAUAUUUUGAACAAAAAAUUAAUCAAAUGACAAUACAUCUAUCAAUGAUACUAUAG
Schistosoma mattheei is the source of this 1548-nucleotide messenger RNA. The record is from the annotation of a GenBank genome assembly. Lineage: Eukaryota; Metazoa; Platyhelminthes; Trematoda; Strigeidida; Schistosomatidae.